GCGGAAAAGGUUCCCACCGAUGGAGUCGAGCGCUGGUCGUCGGCGCAGGAGCGCGGCGGCCAUUUUGUUGGAGCCCUGGAUUUCGACGAAAGGGGGAAAAAAAGCGUCCGGCCCUCUCCUCCUUCCCGGAUAAGCGUGCAGGGGGAUUCCUGGGGGCCCUAAAGCAGGAAAAAGGCCUCCAGUUACCGCCGAGGGGCCGAGCGGACUCCCAUACAGGGACCCCUCCUUUGAAAAUGGAGAAGGGCAAAAUGGAGAAGGGCAAGAGUGAGAUGUCGGAGAGGAUAAUAAACAUCACCCUGGAGAUCAUCUACCUGCUAACCGGAGAGGAUUGCAUAGUUGUGAAGAAGUCAUCUGGUGACUGUGUGGCUGCCAGCAGCCACGCCUUAGGGUCGGCAGGAACCAGCCAUGCCCAUAUCACCAGCAAGCUUCUCGGGCCCUUUCAGAAGAGAAAAAACAACUACCAAAUUUUGAAGCUCGCCAACAAGAUCAUCGAGCUGCUGACAGGAGAGGAGUUGGAAUGUGUGGAUGAUGACAAAGAUGAAGUCAUGGAAGUCCAUGAGCCCCUUUCAUCACCAGAUGGAUCCAGUAACAGAAAUACACCAGAGAGAUGUCCCGUAUCUCCUGACCCCGCAGACGAUGAUCAGGAUUACGAGGACGACAUGGAAUGCAUCGACCUGACUCUUCCAAAAAAGGGAAACCAGGAGAAGAGUCAUGUGAUCGAGGAAAGGGAUGAGAUGACCGAGAGGUUAUUGAACCUCAGCCUGGAGAUCAUCUACCUGCUGACCGGAGAGGAUUGUAUAGUUUUGAGGAAGACCUCAGGAGAGCUUCUGACCUCCAGAAACCGCAGCCAGACUUCGAGUGCAUGGAGCAGGAGCCAGAGCCCAGACACGGUGCCUUCUCCUCUCUCUCUGGUUAAUAAGAAUAAUAAGGAACAGAAGAUCUUAGAAGUCACCCACAAGAUCAUUGAGGUGCUGACUGGAGAGGUAUGGGGGUCUGACGAUGACUACAAAGAAGAGGUUAUCCAGGAUCACCACUCUGUUUCCUCGUCAGAUGGAUCCAGUAACGUAGUUUCACAAGAGGAAUCUCCCAAUCCUCAUUUUUCCCGGGACUGUAUAGACGUUCGUCAUGGUGUCACACGGUUUUAUCAGGACGAGCACGUAGGCGAUUUUAAGAUUUUUGUCAAACAAGAAAAGAAAGAAGAGCAAGGGGCGGAUGAUGAAGUCAUUCACGUGACAAUCAAAGAGGAAGAGUAUCCACCGGAUAUUGGCAUAGAUGGUCGCCGUAUCCGUCGGACCGCGGAGGGCUGUCUGAUCUUAUCUUGCGACAUGGAGAACGACGUAGUGCAGGAUUCUCCGGAAGAAGAGGACGAUGAGGAGGACGAGGAAGAGGAAGAUAACCCAGUCACCAUAGACGUACAACCGGAGGACUGCACAGAGAAAGCCCUUGAUCUAUCCAACACUGGGGGAUCCUCCCCUGAAAUCAUUACACACACGGUGGGAAACAUAGUCCUGAAUCCCAAUUUCGACGGGUUUUACGUCGAAAAGCCUAAACCCAGACAGAAGAGGACACCACAGCCCAAGCCCCCACCCCAACCCAAAGUCCGCCGACGGAAGACUCCCGUGGACGAGAAGCGAUUCCAGUGCUGCGAGUGUGGCAAGUUCUUCCCACACAAAUCCUAUUUGAUCAAGCACGAGCGUUCUCACACGGGCGAGAAGCCUUUCAUCUGCUCCGAGUGCGGCAAAUGCUUUACGGACAACUCUGGCCUGAUGAAGCACGUCAGGAUCCAUUUGACCGAAAGGCCGUACCAGUGCUGUUCGUGCGGGAAGGGCUUCACGUACAAGGCCGAUCUCAUUAAACACGAGAGGAUCCACACCGGAGAGAAACCAUUCCCGUGCUCCAAAUGCGGCAAAUGCUUCACAGACAAAUCGGGCCGCGCCAAGCACGAGAGAAUCCACUCUGGCGAGAAGCCCUUUCCCUGCCCCAUUUGCGGCAAGUGCUUUUCCCGGAAGUCGCACAUGGCCAAGCAUCAGAUCAUCCACACGGGCGAAAAGCCGUUCCUGUGCCAGGAGUGCGGGCGGUGCUUCGGGCGCAAGUCCCACCUCACCAACCACCAGAUCCUUCACCGGGGGGAGAAGCCGUACAUGUGCCCCGAAUGCGGCAAGUGUUUCGCCCAGAGGCCGGGCCUCAUCAUCCACCGCAAAAUUCACAAGCCAAAAGUUGUCCCCCCUGUCAGUUGAGGCCAAGGACAGUAGGGGGGGAUGGGGGGGUGGACGGGGUUGUGCUUUUAGCGAUACCGAGCGGUAGAACACAUAGAAAUCAUGCUCUGUACUAACGCAAUAUCACAUUUAUCAACCUUUCACAUCAACAACGACCGAACGGCGCUGUCAUAAUCGGUCCGGAGAAAAAUAAAAAUCAUCCAUUCGCAAGACCCGUGCGUAGUUAUACUGUAUAGGCCUUCAGCAUCCUUUUUUCUAAUAAUCGUAAAAAAAAAACACCAUUCAAUGCCAAUCAAAUCCAAAUUAUAAUUUUUUUAAAUGGGGGAUUUUCAUCUUUUUUUUUUUUUUUUUUUUUUUUGAAUGGAGUUCCAUAAAUCACAAAAUAUAUGGUUGAUUUUGAGCAGAAUCUUUCAAGUGCAAUUUUUUUUUUUUU
Molecule: messenger RNA, 2649 nt
Organism: Rana temporaria (common frog)
Lineage: Eukaryota; Metazoa; Chordata; Amphibia; Anura; Ranidae
Product: oocyte zinc finger protein XlCOF7.1-like
Exons: 11
Coding region: 234-2237 (667 amino acids)
Biological process (GO): regulation of transcription by RNA polymerase II
Cellular component (GO): nucleus
Molecular function (GO): DNA-binding transcription factor activity, RNA polymerase II-specific; RNA polymerase II cis-regulatory region sequence-specific DNA binding
Source: RefSeq, a predicted model, not a curated record